Molecule: messenger RNA, 3777 nt
Organism: Oncorhynchus keta (chum salmon)
Lineage: Eukaryota; Metazoa; Chordata; Actinopteri; Salmoniformes; Salmonidae
Product: transcription factor 25-like
Exons: 18
Coding region: 664-2703 (679 amino acids)
Cellular component (GO): RQC complex
Source: RefSeq, a predicted model, not a curated record
UGACAUGUACAGUUGUUGUGACAUACACAUACAUUUAUUUUCUCCAUAUGAAGCACCUUCUUCAUUCCUAUGGUCAUAGGUGACCUUUACCUCAAGAAUGAGGAAUACAAUGUGUGUUUCCUUGAGUGCUCUGGGUUUGGCAACCAUUACAUCAUAACAGGAACAGGUGCAACUUCCUUAUUUGUUUAUCUCUCUAAUUUAUUAGUUAUAAUGGCCAUUUCUUGACACCAUAACACAUAAAAGUUAUUGAUAGACCCAGGGCAUCCCUUGUUAACAACACAAUUAUGCAUUGGUCAUAGGCUUUGAAACCAUUAACUGACUUUACAGCAACAGCCUUGACUGUGGUUGCCGCUCCUCCAGUAUGCAAAUAAUAGUUGAAAUGUUGAAAGUUGUUAGUUCCCUUUUGUGUUAACUUAAUUUCAGGCAUUUCCAGAGCCUUUGUCCUUACGCACUACUGCUCCCUAGUGGUACAAAGGUUAACGGCAGCGAACUGUGUUUAUCAAAACGAAAAUAGAUGGCAUGCACCAAGAUUGUCUACAUGGAGUACCCGUAGAAUAAACUCUUUGCCAUGCGGAUUUUGCUCUCAUGUUGUUAAUGGCUGUAGCUGGGUCAAAUCCCAAAUUAAACCAUAGCCCAUCUUCGUGACAACUCUGUCCCGGGAAGAUGUCGAGUCGUGCUCUGAGGAGGUUGAAGGGGAAACAGCGGGGGCAGGAGGCCCUGGACCUCGGUGAUCUUGUCCCAGGUGAAGAACCAGAGGAGCAGGCUGCGGAUGUUGAGGAAGAAGAAGAGGAACUGGAAGAAGCUGUUCUCCAGCCUGUUAAAAGCAGCAUCAGAAAAACUAAGAAGAUUAACAAAAACUUGAGCAACAUUUACGAACUGAUAUGUGAUGCAGAGAAAGCCACGACGGAUGAAGACACAGUGAAGCCAGAAGAACAGAAUGGUGAUGAAAGCAAGGAGAAGAGUGACAGCAGGGAAACAGAGAAGAGAGAUGCACAACCUGAGACAGGUGCUUCGAAGUCCGGAGAUAAAGCGAGCAAGAAAAAGAAGAAAAAGAAGAAGAAAAAGAACACUACAGGAGAUAAACAGGAGGGAGCUGGGGAUGACAUUGACGCGUUGCUGGAGACCAUAGAGCAGUCUAAUGGACUGACCCUGCAGAGUGAGGGCUGUGGAGGCUCCGACAACAGGCCUGUGCUCUAUGUGGAACACAGGAACCUGAAUCCUGAGACGGAGUUGAAGAGAUACUUUGGAGCUCGAGCAGUUCUUGGAGAUCAAAGACCUCGUCAGAGACAGAGACAGUUCCAUCGCAGCACCUGGAUGACCAUCCCUAAAGACACCUGGCCACGCUUCAGUCGCCCAGGUAUCUCAAUGACCCUACUGGAGUCCAGGGAUGGUCUACAGUACUUCACCUUCGAGCACAGCCGGGACUACCAGCAGAUUCAGUUCAAAUUCCUGGACUCAGUGGAGUCCAUGGAUCCCAACAACAUUGUGGCCCUGCUACAGAUGAAUCCCUACCACAUUGACUCCCUGCUGCAGCUCUCUGAUGUCUGCCGCAUACAGGAGGACCAGGAAAUGGCCAGGGACCUAAUCGAGCGCGCCCUGUACAGCUUUGAGUGUGCAUUCCACCCUGUGUGCAGCCUAACGGCAGGAACCAGCAGACUGGACUACCUGCGACCAGAAAACAGGGCAUUCUACUUGGCUGUUUAUAAGCACAUGAUGUUCCUGGAGAGGAGGGGAUGCCCCCGGACAGCCCUGGAGUACUGCAGACUCAUCCUGAGUCUGGACCCCGACAGCGAUCCCCUCUGUAUGCUACUGCUCAUUGACUUCCUCUCCCUGCGCUCACGAGAGUACAACUUCCUCCUCCGGCUAUAUCAGGAUUGGGAGGUGCACAGGAACCUGUCCCAGUUGCCAAACUUUGCCUUCUCUGUGGCUCUGAGCCACUUCCACCUGAGUCAGGAGGAUCAGACUGAGUCAGAGGAGAGGGAACGGCUCAAACACAAGGCUGACCUGCUGCUGCAGGACGCUCUCAUCAUGUUCCCUGGAGUGUUGAUGCCUCUGUUGGACCUGUGCACAGUGCAGCCAGACGCUGCUGUAUCGUCACAUGACUUCUUUGGACCCAGAAGCCAGUUGGGGCAGUCUCCUGCCCUGGCUGAACUGGUGUCUCUGUACGUGGGGCGGACGCACACCCUGUGGAGGGAGGGAGGGGUCCUGCUGUGGCUGGAGGAGUGUGUGAGGGAGGUGUUACGACGAGUCGACGCUAAAAACCCUCUGGUGGAGGACUGCCAAAACAAGAGGAAGCAGAGGUACCAGAGUGCCCCCCUGAACAUCCAUCGCCACGUCAUCCUGUCUGAAAUCAAAGAGGCCACCUCCACUCUACCGCUGGAGGUGACCACUCAGUCGGUGAUGGGGUUCGAUCCUCUCCCCCCGCUGGACUCAGUGGUCUCAUAUACCCGGCCUGAGAGGCAGAGUGUGGGAGCCUCCAAUGAGAGCACCCUGUCACUGUUCUUCCGCUCUCUGCUGCCAAACUUCAACCUGCAGGGUGAGCCGAUGCCGCAGGAUGACCUGGAAGUAGCUCAGGCAGGUCGGGAGCUGAACCAAGAAGUAAAUCGUCUGAUGGUGGCCAUGAGGGACAUGCUGGCCAACAUCCAGUUUCAGGAGCCACCUAGAGAGGACAACCCUGACAGAGAUGAGGGGGAGUGGGACUGAGAUGAGGACGAUACAGAGGGAGGUGGAGUGAGAUUGAGGGAGAGGUACAUAGAGCUGUGAAUGGAUAGAAGAAAAUAAAAGGUUGAUUAAGAUGAAUGGAGUUGGAGUACAGCAGGGUGGUAGGAGGAUGAAGAGUGAGUGAGGGAAUAGAUUCAGUGAGGGUAGCAGUAACAGAUGUACUGUAACCUUAAAGAAAGAAAUGGUAGGUCAUCUAUAUGACCCAAACAUCAAACAAACUCUCCCUUUCUGAUAUAGGCACAGUAGUAUCACCUCUUCCUCCUGUCAUCGUCAAGACAGUCCAUCAGCCCUCUCUCCUUCCUCAUGUUGUCCCAUUCUCUUUCCUCAGGACAGUUGUUCUUACUGAUCGAGAAGAUCAGGAGGCUGCGUUCAUCAAGACAAAAACUCCCUCAGUUUUUUUUUAAAGAACAUUGCUUAUCAAAAAAAUGAAUAUUGUGUUUCAUCGGAAGGAUAAUGAUGCCCUCCUGCUACAGUAUAUCUGUAGUGGAAUUAUUUAUGAUUGAAUAAAUCCCUAUGGUGUUGUCUUAGCAACCAAACGUCGUACACACAUUGACAGUCUACUGCCAUACGAGUUGAUGAGAGUCAGGUUAAAGGUUCAUGAGCGUCUGAUAAAAGUCAGAAUUAUACAGUAAUUCACCUUGUGAGUGGAACAAAUGGACUUAACCUCUUACUCUAUUUUUAAUAUUGGCCAUAACAACUUUGAUUUAACUUUGACUCCCAAUUAACCCUGUUCAUCAUUGAAUAUAAAAUGCUGUUGUCUUAGAAAUCUGAUUUUGAGGAUAAAAUUCAAACUGAUCAGGAUAUUUUUCUGUUGUGAUUCUCUAUGGAGGUAUUUUUAACCUUACCUGAAAUCAAUUCUAGGCUGUUUAUUAACUAGGGCCCGAAGUUGGUCCCAAUGAGGUCAUGUUGGCAGGAAAAACUACUGGCCCAAGUCAUCUGUUAAUGUCAGGAAAGGAUUGCAUGAUAUCCAACCAACUACUGUAAAUACUCUGCUUAGAAAUCAUUUAUUACACAAGCUAAUGUAAAGACAAUAAACUUGAUGUUCAUAUGGUUCAA